Messenger RNA from Cyclopterus lumpus (lumpfish), 7083 nucleotides. Its product is annotated as adhesion G protein-coupled receptor B1-like. Gene Ontology annotation, molecular function: G protein-coupled receptor activity. NCBI's taxonomy places the organism in Eukaryota, Metazoa, Chordata, Actinopteri, Perciformes, Cyclopteridae. Gene Ontology annotation, cellular component: plasma membrane; postsynaptic density; dendrite. The record is from RefSeq and is a predicted model, not a curated record. The coding region runs from base 573 to 5147 and encodes 1524 amino acids. The transcript is spliced from 32 exons. Gene Ontology annotation, biological process: negative regulation of angiogenesis; engulfment of apoptotic cell; adenylate cyclase-activating G protein-coupled receptor signaling pathway.
CACUUGCAGUGCAAAGACCACAAGCGAGAAGACUCCGAAGCCGGGAGUAGAAGUACCAACAUUUAUUCUGGAGCCUAGAGAGAAAAGACAACCGAUACCACAUCUUUUUGGUUCGAGGGACUGUCUGCUGGAGCUCCGAUACAACCAAUUCGUCAUUUCGCUAUACACCAGUUUCUCUGGACAUAGCAGCUAAACAAAGUUGGUAGUAAACUCUUUGGAGUUUGGUUAGAGUCACUAUUAUUUCUUCGCUUGUGAGAGUGGACUGCACUGAAACUUGGGAUCGACCCGUCUGGGGUCGGGCUUGGACCUGGCGCAUCCUUUUUGCGGCUUUGAACACUGCGAAAGUUUCGGCCAGAUCUAAAGACUUCGAGUCGAGUCAGACUUUUGAGGACACGCUGAGCGGCUGCAACCCGAGCCCAGCUGCAACACACCGGGGCGACCGGAUAGAGACGUCCGACACACGUGUUCAAGGUCCUUCACUGAUUCCCUAAAGUCUACAAAUCCGACAGUUCUUCAAAGGGGUUUCACAGUGUAGUAAUUUUACAUUAAAAAAGACCCUCUAAGCCGACCCGAUGGCGUGGUCACCUCUUACCGGCCCCUGUGUGGCCCUCUUACUGCUCUUCUUCGGUUUGACCUCCUGCACUCCCUCCGGCCCAGCUUCGGCCACCUGCGCCACCCUGGAACAGAGUCGCUUCUUUGGUGUAUUUUCCUCGAUGACCACCCUGCACUCCACGCCGUGCUCGUGGACCUUGCAGAACCCCGAUCCUCGCCGCUACACCGUCUACAUGAAGAUCACCAAGCCAACCGACUCCUGCGUGCCCCGCCAAAUCAAGACCUUCCAGUUCGACUCCUUCAUCGAGACCUCCCGCACCUAUCUGGGCAUGGAGAGCUUCGACGAGGUUGUCCGGCUGUGCGACGCAUCGACCACUGUCACCUACCUGGAGUCCACCAAGCAGUUCCUGCAGAUCCGCAAGGUGGCCACGAGAAACAGCGUGGAGAUGUUGGAGGGACAGAAUGAUGUCAGUGAGUUCAAGGCUGAGUUUCUGGUCGUGGGGAAGAGGAACCCAAGCAUGCCUGCCUGCCAGAUGCUGUGCCAGUGGCUGGAGAAGUGCCUGUCCAGUAGCACCCAUGAUUAUCCCUGUGGCAUCAUGAACACACCAUGCCAGUGCUGGGAAGCCCCAAAGAGGAAGCCAGGGAGCUGCUACAGAGGCGGUGUCUACGUUGAGAAAUGCCUUCCUGUUUCCCGUGACAACAUACGCGAUGUUGAGAUCAUCAAGGGCUGGGCUGGUUGGGGCCGCUGGUCAGUAUGCAGCCAGGAAUGUGAUGGUGGAGUUCAGGUGCGCAGCCGAGCCUGUCAGCCCGAGGACCGUGUGUGCGAAGGAACCGUUGAAGAGGGACGGGCCUGCAACCCUCAGCCCUGCAUUGGGAAAGAGCGCAACAGGAGCCAGGGUCUGCGAGCCAUCGUCGGAUUGAAGAGAGAUGAUUCUCACCAUGGAGUUGUUGCAACUCAAACAGUAGAUUCUAAGACAGACGAGUGGUCCCCCUGGAGCGCUUGUUCAAUCACCUGUGGAGAGGGGUGGCAGAGCCGCACCCGCGUCUGCGCCACUUCCUCCUUCACCACACAGUGCACCGGACCACUGCGUGAGAACCGCCCCUGCAACAACACAGCCGUCUGCCCCGUGGAUGGUGCUUGGGAUGAGUGGACCCCCUGGAGCCUGUGCUCAUCCACAUGCGGCCGUGGUUAUCGUGAUCGUACCCGCACAUGCAAACUGCCCCAGAAUGGAGGAGAGCCUUGCCGCGGCCCUACAAGACAAACCAAGUUCUGCAACAUCGCUGUCUGCCCCGUGGACGGAUCCUGGAAUGAGUGGUCUGUGUGGAGCGCAUGCACCACAUCUUGCUCUAAUGGCACCAUGCAGAGAAUACGGGAGUGCAACGGGCCGUCCUACGGGGGCUCCGAGUGCCACGGCAGCUGGAAAGAUUCAGCCACCUGCUUCCUGAAAGAAUGCCCUGUUGAUGGACGUUGGCAUGCAUGGAGCUCUUGGAGCAGCUGCAGCAAGACUUGCGGCGGCGGCCUCCAGAAGAGACAGAGAGUCUGUGAGGGGCCCUUCUUUGGUGGAGAGCCUUGCCCCGGUGAAAAGGGAGAGCAGAAGCGUUGCAAUGAGAAGAGAUGCCCUGAGCCCCAUGAGAUCUGCCCUGAGCAGAACACCGGAGAUGUUGUGUGGAAGAAAACCCCCGCUGGAGACAUGGCUGCCAUUGCCUGCCCUGCUGAUGCUUCAGGUCUGAUUUUGCGCCGGUGCACCCUGGACGCUGUAGGUCUUGCCUCCUGGGAGAGCCCAACUCACAUCAAGUGUGUCUCCAGCAACUACGAGAACAUUCAGAUGAUGUCGAGGGACUACAACUCCAAAGCGCAGAUGGGACAGAGCGUGGACGGGGUCAGCGAGGUGAUUUCACGCCUGAGAGUCUCCUCCGAUGAGGGGGCCAAGUACAGUGGCGACCUCUUGGCUGUCAUGGAGAUCCUGAAGAACACCACUGAACAGUACAAGGCCACCAGACUGAGAUUGAGUAACGCUGAUGUUGAGAACUACGUCCAGACAAUCAGCAACUUACUGAAGGAGGAACAUCGUGACAAAUGGGAAGAGGCACAGCUGAUGGGUGCCAACAUUAAGGAGUUCCUCCGCCUUGUUGAGGACUCUGUGAACAUGAUCGGUAUGCAAAUGAGCGGCUUUCAGGACAUUUACGAAGUCACCGAGAAUUUAGUGCUGAGCAUCCACAAGCGCCCAACAAGCACAAACUCCAACUUUACCUUCCCCGUGAAAGGCUGGAGGGGCAUGCUGGACUGGGUCAGGACCUCUGAGGAGAAGAUCUCUGUGUCCCGUGAUGCCCUUUCCAUUGGACAAGCGGAUGGCAACGAGGCAUUUGUGACAGGCAUCGUCCUUUACAGAAACCUCGCCUCUAUUCUGUCCUUCCAGAGCAACACCACCCUCAUCAACUCCAAGGUGGUGACAGUGAUUGUUAACCCAACCCCGUCUCUCCUGUCCACCCCCAUUGAGAUCGAGUUCCCCCAUCUCCACAAUGGCACCAUGAAUGAGACGUGCCUCUCAUGGGACGAGAGUGAAACUUCCUCUCUGCUUGGGUCUUGGUCUGCUCGGAGCUGCAGAGCGGUGCCCGUUCAUUCAUUCAGAACCAAAUGCGUGUGUGACAGCCUCUCCACCUUCGCCAUUUUAGCGCGCGUCAACUUCGACUCGAUCAUGGACAAGUCACUGCUCCCGUCCGUGACUCUCAUCGUUGGCUGUGGGGUCUCGUCUCUCACUCUGCUGCUCCUCAUCAUCAUCUACGUCUCUGUGUGGAAGUACAUCCGCUCCGAGCGCUCUGUUAUCCUCAUCAACUUCUGCCUCUCCAUUAUAUGCUCCAAUGCCCUCAUUCUCAUCGGACAAACUCAGGCUCGCAACAAGGUGGUGUGUACUCUCGUUGCUGCUCUCCUGCACUUCUUUUUCCUCUCCUCUUUCUGCUGGGUGCUGACAGAAGCUUGGCAGUCCUACAUGGCUGUCACGGGUCGUCUGCGCAACCGCAUCAUCCGCAAGCGCUUCUUGUGCUUAGGCUGGGGCCUUCCUGCACUGGUGGUGGCUGUGUCUGUGGGUUUCACCAAAGCCAAGGGAUACGGCACUGUCAACUACUGUUGGCUGUCUCUUGAGGGCGGACUCCUCUACUCCUUUGUUGGCCCUGCUGCAGCUGUUGUUUUGGUGAACAUGGUCAUUGGUAUUCUGGUCUUCAACAAGCUGGUAUCCAAGGACGGCAUCACCGAUGUGAAGCUGAAGGAGAGAGCAGGAGCAUCACUGUGGAGCUCCUGCGUGGUUCUGCCCCUCUUGGCCCUCACCUGGAUGUCUGCCGUCCUGGCCAUCACCGACCGCCGCUCGGCCCUCUUCCAGAUCCUCUUUGCCGUCUUCGACUCUCUGGAGGGUUUCAUCAUUGUCAUGGUUCACUGCAUCCUGCGUCGAGAGGUUCAAGAAGCUGUAAAGUGCAGAGUAGUCGACCGCAAGGACGACGGCAAUGGAGAUUCUGGCAGUUCCCAUCACAAUGGCCACACCCAGCAUAUGCAGUCUGACAACGAAAAGGAUGGAGAUUCAAGCAGACAAGGAAUGAAGAGCUCCUCUGAAGAGAAAAUGCCUCCUCCUCAGCUGCCUCUUCCCAUGGGCUCCAACUUCCACACUCUGCCAUCCAACCCGAGUAAAAGCCACAUGCAGGCAGUUCCCGAAUAUUCCAGCCACACCCUCACCCUGAAGAGAGAGAAAAGCCGACUGGCGGGAGGAAUCAACCCAUCCUGCGGGAAACCCGUGUAUGUCUGCGAGGGGGAGCUUUUCCAGCAGCUGGACGCCGAUCUCGCUCGGGCUCAGGCCGAGGGAAGCAUCUCCGAUGGCAGCAGUUACGUCCUCAUGCCCAACACCACCUCCACCCUGAGGUCCAAGCCCAAGGAUGACCCCACGAAAUAUAACAUCAGCGUGGAGCAGCUGCCACAGGCCAGACUGAUGCACCUCAGCGGGCCCUUUGCCGAGCCCCAGGCUGCCUUCGGGAUCAAGUCCAUGCCCCAUGACCAGGUUAGCGUGUCGUACUCCGAGAGAGACUCGCCCAUCCAGAACAUCCACAACAUGUCCAGUGAGUCUCACAUCACCCACAGCAGCCUGGAGAACACCUUUGAGUCCAUGAACUCCAUGAUGUCCAAGAGUGAGACCAUCUCCACACUGUCCAUGAGCUCCCUGGAGAGACAGAAAUCCCGUUAUGCUGAGUUGGACUUUGAGAAAAUAAUGCACACAAAGAAACGCCACCAGAACAUGUUCCAGGACCUAAACAGGAAGCUCCAUCAUGCUGAGAAAGACAGGGAGUCACCUGCUUCUGACAGCAAGUCUGUGAGAUGGAGUGUGUCUUCAGGAGGAAGUGACAAAACGAACCACAGUGACAAACAGCAGGGUCCUCUGGAGAGGCCGUGGGAGGGAGUCCGGGUAAUACAGCAGUCGCCUCCUGCAUGGGUGCGUAAAGACUUGGAGCCCAUUGCUGCCUCGCCUCUGGAGCUGCACUCUGUGGAGUGGGAGAAGGCCGGCACCACCAUCCCUCUGGUGGGGCAGGACAUCAUCGACCUGCAGACAGAGGUCUGAGGGAGAGGAGGGGGGCUAGAGAAGCCACCUGAUUUCACCUCGUUCACCUUUUUGGUUUAAAUAUCGGAUCCUGUGUGAAUAGAGUAAUGGAAACCGAGGAUGGGAGAAAGUAGGUCCCAGAAUCAAUGUCUUCAAACCCUCAACCAGAGCAGGAAGGAAGCGAGAGAAGGAGUGAUGGAGGAGUGGAUGUGGUGGUGGGAUGUUUAAUGCAGCUUCUCUAUGAGGACUUAGAGCAUCUUGUGUCAGAGUGCUCUGAAUGCCAAAGGGUUAGUGGAGCGAUCAGUGGUUUCCAUUGACCAGGACUGGCUAUGGUUCCAUUAACGCUUCACUGGGAGUUUCCUGAACUCUUCAGCCUGGAAGAUGUGGUCGACACGUCUGUGCUUCUUUUUUCCUUCAACUCAACUUUGGAUGAAAACAAGUUGCUUCUCGGGAGGACAAACCGUAAACUCAUGGCUGCUCCUCUUCCAACCAAGUUACCUUCCAAAAUAGGACGAGGCAAGAGAGGAUAAGGGACCCGUUUCAUGCUUGGAGUCCAACACACUGCACUUUAGUAGAAGGGCACACAUAUUUAGUUUUUUGUGAGUUCUUUCAUUUCUUCUAUGGGUGUGUUUGUUUGUCCUUCUUCACACCUGGAACUGCUUCAAACAGCCUAAAAUGAGCCUCUUUCAUGAGACUCUCUGUACUGAGAAAAUGACUCUUCUUCUAGAGAGCAGGCUUCAUCAUAUUGGUGGAGCUUCUCAUUGCUGUUUUCACCAUGGUGGUUAUUAUUCCAAUGAUUAUUUUCAGUGUUAUGAUUAGCAUUGUUAUUAUCAUUAUUGAGUUUAUAGCCUAUAUUUUUGAUUUAUCAUCCCCCUCAUGACUGUCGGACACAAAUUAUAUUGUUUUUGUGCUACAGCAUUAGGCUCUAAAAUAAAAAAGAAAUUCAACGCACCUUUUAAUGUGCUGUGAGCCCAUGUGGACUGCGUCGGGACAAACAUGCAGAGUGUGAUGGAGGUGACCCCAAAUGUCUCCCAGCAUUCUGCUUCAAUACCAAAACACCAGCACCAGGACAAACACAGACUGUCACACAGGAAGAGCAGUGCACACUGGGGAAACGCUGGGUCAAAAUGUGAGGAGGUGUGGGGGGGUGGGACACCCCCCCACACACACACCAUCAGCUGGCACAAGAUGCAGGCUCUUCCAUGUCGUACAUGUGGAUUCAAGGGGUCAGCGAGACCUUUCAUCAGUGCUCUUUUGUUUCUCAGCCUUGCAGGACUCCUGGAACCGAGCAGAGGCUCCUGGCGCUGAUUUUGACUUCCAGUGCAGCGCCAGGUCCUCGAGACUUUAACACAUUUGUGUUUUCAGCCAUCAGUGUGAAAUAGUGCAAUAUGAUGGGCGCUUGAUGAUCAAGCAAGACUGAUUUUGUGAUUGAGGCAGAAUUUUUUUCUUCACAAUGUUUCCACACUUUUAUACCAUCUUCUCGUAUUUACAGAGCAUAUAGAUGCAUUCUGAAAAUAUUGUAUUACAAAUCUGUAUUAGUAAUUCAAGGAAUUUAUUCACUAGAGAUUUGUUAGCGCAAAACUCCAUAUUUGGAGUUCUUUGUGACAGGUAGAUAAUUGUACCUAUAUAGAAUGAAUGAUAGCCUAUGAAUAUAAACUGUGCUCCAGGAUAUUUGUUAUUACUCUCCGCCUUGUAGCGAUGGGUAAUUUAACCUCAUGUCUCUGUAACAGUAUGUUUUUGAUAACCUUGUCAGUAACUCGAUAUAUGUAUUACCAGUCAAAUUCCCUUUCCAAAAAAGUCCUAUGUCCUACCCUCGGCUCCAAUCAUACCUCGAGUUACUUCUACUGAAUACCCAUUUGUAUGUUCUUGUUUGUAUUAUGUUUUACCUCCUGUUAAUGCACAGUUUUCACAGCACAAAAUGAAUGUGACUUAUUUCUAAUAAAAACAAAACUAUAUU